AUGGCUAAUGCCUCCCCAGACCUGGACAACGCGGAAGCCCAGCGCCAGCUCAACAACAACAACCGACCAAGCAGCUCGGGAUUCUGGGAGACGGAGUGUACCAGCUCCAAGCUGUUCGAGUGCUCCCGCAUCAAGGCCCUGGCAGAUGAGCGAGAUGCGGUGCAGAAGAAGACUUUUACCAAGUGGGUUAACUCCCAUCUGGCCAGAGUGUCCUGUCGCAUAGCGGACCUCUACAAUGACCUGAGGGAUGGAUACAUGCUCACCAGACUGCUGGAGGUCCUCAGUGGAGAGCUGCUGCCGAGGCCCACACGGGGUCGUAUGCGGAUUCACUGCCUGGAGAAUGUUGACAAAGCCCUCCAGUUCCUUAAAGAGCAGAGGGUUCACCUGGAAAAUGUUGGUUCCCAUGACAUUGUGGAUGGAAACCACCGUCUCACCCUGGGCCUUAUGUGGACCAUCAUCCUACGCUUCCAGAUUCAGGUGAUCAAAAUAGAGACAGAGGACAACAGAGAAACUCGCUCUGCCAAGGAUGCCCUGCUGCUCUGGUGCCAGAUGAAGACGGCAGGGUACCCUGAGGUCAACAUCCAGAACUUCACCACCUGCUGGAGAGACGGCCUCGCCUUCAACGCCCUCAUACACAGACACAGACCUGACCUGAUUGAGUUCCACAAGCUGACGCGGUCCAAUGCAACUCACAACCUCCAGCAAGCCUUCAACGUCGCUGAGCAGCACCUGGGCCUCACCAAACUCCUGGACCCCGAGGAUGUAAACACAGAGAACCCAGACGAAAAGUCCAUCAUCACUUAUGUGGUCUCCUACUACCACUACUUCUCCAAGAUGAAGGCUCUUAUUGUGGAGGGCAAGAGGGUUGGCAAGGUACUAGACAACUGUAUUGAGGCAGAGAAGAUCAUCAACCGCUAUGAGGCUCUGGCGUCAGACCUGCUGGACUGGAUAGAAAAGACCAUCGCGGUCAUUAGCAACCAGAAGUUUGCCAACUCGCUGACCGGAGUUCAACAGCAGCUGCAGGCCUUCACAACCUACUGCACCAUAGAGAAGCCCAUCAAGUUUCAGGAGAAGGGGAAUCUCGAGGUCCUUCUGUUCACCAUCCAAAGCAAGCUUAGAGCCAACAACCAGAAACCCUAUGUGCCUCAUGAUGGGAAGCUCAUCUCAGACAUCAACAAGGCCUGGGAGAGACUGGAGAAGGCUGAACAUGAGAGGGGCGUGGCUCUGCGCAAGGAGCUGAUUCGUCAGGAGAAGUUAGAGCUGCUGGCUCAGUGCUUUGACCACAAAACCACCAUGAGACAAGCCUGGCUCAAUGAGAACCAGAGGCUUGUAUCGCAGGACAAUUUUGGCUAUGACCUACCAGCAGUCGAGGCGGCAAUGAAGAAACACGAGGCCAUCGAGGCAGACAUAGCCUCGUAUGAAGAGCGAAUUGGCGUGGUGGUGGAACUUGCUGCAGAGAUGGAGACAGAAGGAUACUACGACAUUCGGCGUAUCUUGGCACGUAAGGAGAACAUUCUGGGCCAGUGGAGUCUGCUGAAGGAGCUGGUGGCUGGGAGGAGGACCCGGCUGGAGAAGAACCUGGCCCUGCAGAAGACUUUUCAGGACAUGGUCUACAUGAUCGACUGGAUGGAGGACACACAGGUCCAGCUUCUGUCGAAGGACUUUGGGAAGCAUCUCCUGGAGGUGGACGACCUGCUGCAGAAACACAGCCUGCAGGAAGCCGACAUUGCAGUGCAGGCUGAGAGGGUCGAGACACUCAACACCGCUGCACUCAAAUUCACCACUAUAGAGGGUUACCAACCGUGUGACCCACAGGUGAUCUGUAACCGUGUCAACCAUGUCUCUUCCUGUCUGGAGGAGCUGAAACAACUGGCAGCUAAAAGGCGCGAUGAGCUUGAGGAGUCGAGACAACUGUGGGCCUUCUUUCAGGAGCUGGAGGAGUCGGAGGCCUGGAUCAGGGAGAAGAGCUCCAUCCUGGGAGCGCAGGGUUAUGGGAAGGACCUGAGCAGUGUGCUGAAGUUACUACAAAAACACAAGACUCUGGCAGGAGAACUGCUGGCUCACCGGUCACUGCUGCAGAACACCAUGAAGCGAGGAAAGCAGAUCCUGAGUGAGAAGAGCUUUGGCACUGCGGGGAUCCAGGAGAGCAUCAUGGAGGUGAAGGGCGAGUGGAAGAGGCUGGAGGACCAGGCCGCGCAGCGUCUCGGCCACCUGCAGGAGGCGCUAAACUUUUUUCAGUUCUCCACGGAGACAGACGACCUGGUAGUAUGGCUGCAGGACGCUUACCGUCUGGUCUACAGCGAAGACUUUGGACACGAUGAGUACUCCACCCAGUCCCUUCUGAAGAAACACAGAGGGGUCAGCGAGGCCAUCGACAAACAUCGUCUGCAUGUGGUGACACUGCGUAAACACAUGGUGCUGCUGCCUCUGCGCUACCGUGAACAGGAGGAGGUGCAGGUGCGUAUGGGAGAGGUGGAGCAGCUCUAUACUGAGGUGGCCGAGGUGGCCGUGCUCCGACAGCAGUGGCUCCACGAUGCACUCGCUGUCUACCGCAUGUUCAGCGAGGUCAAUGCCUGUGAGCUGUGGAUUGAUGAGAAGGAGCAGUGGUUGGAAAAGAUGGAGAUCCCAGAGAGACUGGAGGACGUGGAGAUGGUCGCACACAGGUUUGAGAGCCUGGACCAGGAGAUGAACAGCCUGAUGGGUAGGAUCCUGGACGUUAACCAGAUAGUUCAGCAGCUCCUGGAUGGUGGUCAUCCUUCCUCUACAGAGGUCAGAGGUUGUCAGGACCACCUCAACUCAAGGUGGAACAGCAUUGUGGAGCUGGUUGAGCAGAAGAAAGAUCAGCUGGACUCGAUGUUACGCCUGCAGAACUACCUGCUGGAGUGUGCCGAGAUCAAGUCCCAGAUCCAGGACAAGAGAAAAGCCAUCGACGCCACUCAGUACAUGGGCAGCGACCUGGGAGGAGUCCUGGCUCUGCAGAGACGCCUCUCCACCAUGGAGGGAGCCCUGUCUGUCCUGGAGCCCAAACUGCUGCAUCUACAGGAAGAGGCGGAACAUAUGGCCACCGCACACCCAGGUCGGGCCAUGGAGGUUCUCGUGCCGUUUGAUGGCAUCAGUGUGGAGUGGGAGGAGCUGAAACGCACCCUGCAGGGCUGUGAGGACUCGCUGAUGGUGGCUAGCAGGCUGCAGAGCUUCAUCCAGGACCUGGACUCGUUCCUCACCUGGUUGGUCCAGACGCAGACGGCCGCCGCCUCAGACCAGCUGCCCAACAACUUGGAAGAGGCGGAGAAACUCAUCAACAAACAUGCUGCCCUAAAGGAGGAGAUUGGACGGUAUGAAGAGGACUACGAGCGCUUGCAGGCCAUGAACGAGCUGCUGGAGUCCGAGGAGGCUCCUCUCCCUCAGGCCGCCCUGCAGCAGUGGCUCCAGAAGCUCGACGUUGGCUGGAACAAACUGCUGGAGAUGUGGGAGAGCAGGAGGGAAGUUCUGGUCCAGGCUCACAUUUUCCAUCUGUUCCUGCGAGAUGUCAAACAGGCCGAGUCCUUCCUCAACAACCAGGAGUCGGCCCUGGCUCACGUGGAGCUGCCCACCACGGUGGAAACAGUCGAAGCCUCCAUAAAGAAACACAAGGACUUCACCACCACCAUGGAGCUGAACCUGCACAGGAUCAAAGCUGUGAUCGAGGCUGGAGAGAGUCUGAUCAGCCAGAGUAACAUCUACUCUGACCGCAUCAAGGAACGCAUCGACACCCUCGCCAACAGGGGAAACCAGAACAGAGAGCAGGCCCAGCAGUGGCUGGAAAAACUGAACGACCAGUGGGAACUUCAGAGGUUUCUUCAGGACUGUCAUGAGCUGGGGGACUGGGUGUGCGAGAAGAUGCUAAUGGCGAGGGACAGCAGCCGAGACGAGACCCAGAAGCUUCAUAAGAAAUGGCUGAAGCACCAGGCUUUCAUGGCCGAGUUGGCCCAGAAUAAGGAAUGGUUGGACAAAAUUGAAAAGGAGGGCCAGCAGCUGAUCCAGGAGAAGCCGGAGCUCAGCCCGGUGGUCCGGAGGAAGCUGGAGGAGAUCAGGGAGUGCUGGCAGGAUCUGGAGAGCACCACCCAGGCAAAAGCCCGCCAGCUCUUUGAGGCCAACAAGGCCGACCUGCUGGUGCAGAGCUACGAAAGCCUGGACCAGAGACUGGGCCAGCUGGAGUGUCAGCUAUCCUACGUGGACCAGGGACAGGACCUCACCACUGUCAACAAGCAGCUGAAAAAACUACACACCAUGGAGAGCCAUAUGGAGGAGUGGUAUAAGGAGGUGGGGCAGCUCCAGGCGCAGGUGGCCUCCAUCCCACAGCAGACACAGACCAAGGAGACGGUUGCAGAGCGUCAAGCCAUUGUGGAGGCCAGGAUGGUGCGUCUGAUCGAGCCGCUGAAGGAGAGACGACGCAUCCUGCUGGCGUCCAAAGAAGUUCACCAAGUCGGACGAGACCUGGAGGAUGAGAUCUUGUGGGUCCAGGAGCGCCUCCCAAUGGCCAUGUCUCAGGAGCACGGCUCCUCUCUGCAGGCAGUCCAGCAGCUCAUGAAGAAGAACCAGACACUUCAGAGAGAACUGCAGGGCCACAGGAGCAGGAUAGAGGACGUCCUGGAGAGGGCGGGGAUCAUCGCUUCCAUACGCAGCCCAGAGGCCGACUGCGUCAGGGCGGGCCACGACCAGCUGGCCCAGCUGUGGGCUCUGCUCUGGGCCGAGACCGAGAGGAGGCAGCUGGUCCUGGACGCCAUGUACCAGGCGCAGCAGUACUACUUUGACACAGCCGAGGUGGAGGCCUGGUUGAGCGAACAAGAGCUGCACAUGAUGAACGAGGAGAAGGGGAAGGACGAGCCGAGCACACUUCAGCUGCUAAAGAAACACUUAGUCCUAGAACAGACCAUCGAGGACUACGCUGAGACCAUCGGCCUGCUGUCGCAGCAGUGUCGACAGCUGCUGGAGAUGGGGCAUCCAGACUGCGAACAGAUCAGCAAGCGUCAGUCCCAGAUCGACCGUCUGUACGUGUCUCUGAAGGACCUGGUGGAGGAGAGGAAGAGCCGCCUGGAGCAGCAGUACUGGCUCUACCAGCUUAACAGGGAGGUGGACGAGCUGGAGCAGUGGAUCGCUCAGAAGGAGGUGGUCGCCAGCUCACCCGAACUGGGUCAAGACUAUGAGCAUGUCACUGUCCUGCAGGAGAAGUUUACGGAGUUUGCGUCAGAGACGGGCAGCGUGGGGCAGGAGCGAGUGACGGCCGUCAACCAGAUGGUGGACGAGCUCAUCGACUAUGGCCACUCGGAGGCCGCCACCAUCGCCGAAUGGAAGGACGGGGUGAACGAGGCCUGGGCCGACCUGCUGGAGCUCAUGGAGACUCGGGCGCAGAUGCUCGCCGCCUCACACCAGCUGCACAAGUUCUUCUCUGACUGCAGAGAGGUUUUGGCCCAGAUAGAGGACAAGCAUCGAAGGCUGCCAGAAGUUCAGGCUCGGCAGGGCAGCACUGCCAACACCAGCACCCUGCAGAGACUCCUGCACAGCUUCGAACAGGACAUACAGCUGCUGGUCACGCAAGUGCGUCAGUUGCAGGAGAGUGCGGCUCAGCUAAGGACGGUGUACGCCGGCGAGAAGGCCGAAGCCAUCGCAUGCCGCGAGCAUGAAGUGAUGCAGUUCUGGAAAGAGCUGCUGACGUCCUGCGAGGAGUGUCGAGUACAGAUUACCACUGAGACAGACAAGCUGAGGUUCUUCAGCAUGGUCCGAGAUCAGAUCAUGUGGAUGGAAUCGAUCAUCUGUCAGAUAGGGACAGGAGAGAAGCCCAGGGACGUGUCCUCAGUAGAGGUGCUGAUGAAUUAUCACCAGAGUCUGAAGAGUGAAGUGGAGGCUCGCAGACGGAGCACCCUGGAGUGUAUCGAGACGGGCAAAACUUUGCUGGCUGCUAGAAACCCAGCCGCUGAAGAGAUCAAGGAGAGGCUGGACAAGGUGGUUGCUAAACAAUAUGAGAUGUCUGAGAAGUGGGACAAGCACUGGGAAUUUCUACAGCAAUUGUUGGAAGUUCACCAGUUUGCCCAGGAGGCAGUGGUGGCGGAGGCGUGGCUGACCGCUCAGGAGCCGUUCAUCAGCAGCAACGAGCUGGGCGCGAGUGUAGACGAGGUGGAGCAGCUGAUUCGUCGGCAUGAAGCCUUCCGCAAAGCCGCCGCCACCUGGGAAGAGCGAUUCAGCUCACUGCGACGACUCACCACGGUGGAAAAGUUGAAAGCAGAGCAAAGUAAACAACCCCCGACCCCUCUGCUGGGUCGUAAAGUCUUCCUGGACCCCCAAGAUGGCUCACCCAAUGCAACCAACCUCCCCCGCCUCCCGAUCUCCCCCGUCAUGAGACAGACCAUCUACGAGCAGAACGAAGCCAACUCUCCUCCCUCGCCCUCACCUGCCACGCCUACACCUUCUCCUUCGUCUGUGGCUUGUCGGCUGGGGUCAACAGUCGCUAACUACACCCCGGUGAUGAACGGCUCCAGCUACCGCCACACCCUGGAGGCGCGGCACGGAGGCGUAGUGGGUGUAGCAGCAGGACUAGGCCAGCCCGCACCUUCCUCGAUCGCCUCAGUUGCCACGGCGGCCAUGCUAGUCUCAGCCAACCAGGCGCGAGAGAGUGCCAGCACAGCGAGGGACCAAGCGACAAAGGUGAUGAGUCACCUCCAGCCAGUGCAGACGGCGAGGACACAGGAGGUGAAAUCCUCCACGUACCUACGGCAACCGAAAAUCAAACACUUGGACGAUGCGGUGACGCCGCUGCUUGUGGCCAGCCGGCUGGAGAAAGCGAGGGAGAGGGAGAGGGGGAGGGAGAGGGAGAUGAUGAUGGGAGAGAUAGGGACAGAGAAAGCGGAGGUGGCUGUGAUGGCCGAGGUGGUGCUUCAGGAGCCGAGGGAGCGCCUGCACAGCGAGCCCACCCGAGGGUCUCGGGGGUCCAGGACUGACCUGUUGGGCCCCACUGAGCCCCAGGGCCACACCCACCACAGGAUAGAACGGCAGCUGUCCAGCGAGCAGCUGAUCCAGGCGCGCAGGGACGAGCUUCCUCAGGAGGUGUGGAGGGAACAGGCCGAGAGGCGGGAGAGACGGACGCUGGAAAGGCAAACGUCCAGCGAGCAGGAGGGCCACGGGGGCCAUGAGGGCCGCCGGAGAGAGAGGGACCGACACCGGCCGGACAGACAGGAAUCCAGUGAGCAUGACACCGGGAAAGAGCACUCAGACAGACGCUCAGCAGGAGGAGAAAAGAGAUCCACCAUGGCAGAAAUUGUAGAGCAGCUGCAAGAAAGAGAAGCAGCACAGGCCCGUGGUGAGGUUCCCCGUGUGCCUAACGGGGUACCAGAGAAGUCUUCCCGUCUCGACCGGCCUCGGGCUCGGGACAGACCCAAACCAAGGCGUCGACCACGACCCAAAGAGCCAGGAGAGACUACGCGGCGGUCCAGGUCCGCUCCGGCCCAGAGCAGCCCGGCAGUCCCCCAGCCGCCAACACACACCGCACACCACGAGGGCUUCCUCUUCCGCAAGCUGGACAUCGAGACCCUGAAAAAGAGCACCAAUAGCAGGUCAUGGGUCAACCUGUACUGCGUGCUGAAAAAGGGGGAGAUGGGUUUCUACAAGGACGCCAAGAACACCGCCACAUCCUACAACAACGAGCCGCUGCUCAACCUCUCCCACUGCCACUGCGACGUCACCAACGGCUACAAGAAGAAGAAGAACGUCUUCACGCUCAAAACGAAGGACGGCAGUGAGUUUUUGUUUCAUGCAAAAGAUGAGGACGACCUCAAAGUAUGGGUGACCAACAUCACCGGCAGCAUUACGGAGCACGAGGAGAUUGCCAAAUGGGGUCAGCCCCAACCAACUACCUCAUCCACAGACGAGGGCACGCGCCGCGACGGCAGCAAAGCGGACAACAGGUCCGAGCGCGGCGGCGAGCGCUCGGACCGGGCCGAUCGGAUCGAGCGGGCAGAUAAAGAAAAGGAGAAAGAGAGAGAAAAGGAGAAGGAGAAGGAGAGAGAAAAGGAGAAGGAGAGAGAAAAGGAGAAGGAGAGAGAGCGGGGCGAGCGGUCGGAGAGGUCAGAGCGGGGAGGGAAGUCGGACGCAAAGCGCUCGGAAAAGUCCGCCAAGAAAAAGUGAGCCGGGCAACGGAUCGAUGUCGGGACUUGAAUCGUGAAUCGUGAACUCCGGAUAGGAGGCGGGGCCGUAGAAUGGUAGCGAACGCCCCCCCCCCCCCAUCUCCCCCCUCCUUCUCUCCGCCUCCAACACUGUCAACUAAGCGCUUGUGUUUGGAUGGGAAGUGACACACAGGACAGAGGGACUGACCCAGGCUCACUCAUAGGACGGACAGGACGGACCUGGUGCAGGAGACGUCUUUCUCUCUCUUUCUCUCUCUUCUUCUGUGUCUCUGUGAGAACACACAGAGUCACUGACGCUCCGCAGACACCCCCAGAGAACUGCAGAGAGUUCUGUGCCGCUGAACCUUCGGCAGCGUUAACGCAAGAGAGAGAGACGGGACAUGCAUUACAUUAGCUCACAGUCUGAUUGCCGGUAGUGCGAGAAAACGUAGCUCAUUCUGUUCCAUGUUUGUUUUUUCUAUGAGAUGAGCUGUAUACGUAUGUACUUCUUGUCCGUCUGUCAUAUCUACUGUAUCUAUCUUUCAUCCUACACUAUGUCUCAUUACUCCUCCGAAAAUGGAAAAGACAAUGAAAUUAUGCCAAAAUGUUUUACAGACAUACAAACUUCAUCCAGAUUCACUAUGGAUGAGUCAGCCCUGAUAAACAGCUAGAGCACUGAGCUGAUUCUAGAAAGGUAAGGAAGGAUGAUGAUGAUUUAAGACGAGAGAAGAGUAGAUGGCCAACCAGGGUGAUUACCUUCAAAACAAUCAGGAACACAAGAAACAAAAGGAAAGUAAAAAAUGUUUCAUUGUUUGCUCAGAAAGUCGUAGAAAAAUACAUCCAAAGGCUUGAAACCCUUAAGAAAGAUCCCCCCCCCCCCCAAAAUUUGCUUGAAUUGUUGAACUCUGCUCACAAACAGCAAACAGAGCAGCUUCCCUUCGUUUAUAUAGGAUUUAGGAUUACAUUUGUGCAAGACAGAUGGUUCACAAGAUGUUUAAACUGUGACGUUAAGACAGCGUGGUCACUGCAGCCACUUGGGCUCCCAAGAUUAAUUUAUAAGAGAAACACAUGUACAGUUCUUAGAUAAAAACCUAAUCUGAUGGUAGACUCUGGCUCCCAGGGGUCUCAUUCGUUUCAUUUUACUUUAAAGAAAAACACAUAAAAAGGCACAAAAAAAAACAAAAGCAUUCAUAUUUUAGAAAGCUGUAGAGGCCAAGAUUUAUAUGUUUCGAUAUCUCAAAGGAAAUGGGUGAAAUUCAUUGUAACCUGCUGAUAUUAGCAUCAAGGAUCCAUUUCCCAUAAGUUACAUGUUUGGCUUUGGUCAUAAGCACAAAAUCUGCGCCUGGCAUGUUUGUAAUGAAUGAGGCCCUCAGGCUGAAAACAGGCGCCAUCUACUCUUUUAUUCUCUUAUAACAUCAAACAACUCGUCGGUUAUUCUCUUUGAUUUAUUCACACAAAUCUGUUGCGUCCUCUUUUUUUUUUAUACAGAGUUCAAAAUAUCUUGUUUUUCUGCGUGCAGUGUGUUUGUGCGUGUGUGUGUGUUUGUGCGUGUGUGUGUUUGUGCGUGUGUGUGUGUGUGUGUGUGUGUGUGUGUGUGUGUGUGUGCGUGUGUGUGUGUGUGUGUGUGUGUGUGUUGCUGCUCUCUGCUCCCAGGGUCUCCAUAGCUCUCAGGUUAUCUAUGUUAGUGUGUGCUUACCGUGUGCUUCACGUGUUAAUAUGUUUGUCCCCUCAGACGCCACCUCAGUCUUCCAGACAUGUCCAAACCACGACACACACCACACACACACACACACACACACACACACACACACACAGAAGAAUAUAACUCAGCAGGUUUAAAAUGUCAAAGGUUAUAAACAUGUUCCAGAGUUUAAAAGGUCGUCAACUUGUCCAGGUCAACGUCUCAUUAGUGUAGAAUUAGACGGGAAUAUAUGAAUGAAUGAACUGACACACCGUUGAGAUCCAGGAUAUCAGACGGACCAAAUAUUAAGAAAAAGGGGGUGGAACUAUCUGUAAGUUGUGAGAUUGCAUGUUUUGCUUGGAGAGAAAUCACUCGUCAAUAGAAGCUUGUUUUUGCAGCCUGCUGACUCAGCAUCCACGCAUCAGUUUAUGUUACAUUUCUGGGUUCAAAAUUAGCACCAUCUACCAGCCAAAUGCUGGUAAAAUAUGCAAGUGGCUGGUAGAUUUGCUUCAUUCACCAGCCAAAAAAAAGUUUGGCUGGUAAAAUCUGAACAUUCACUAGCCAUUUGGCUGGUGGAGGAAAAAGUUCAUUUUAAACCCUGCUUGUAAAGCUCACCACAAAGCCAUAAGGGGAGAAUAAACUUGUAAAUCCAGCUGGGGGCAUUUUGGGAAGCACCAGCCGCAGAGGCCGAUGGGCAAACUAAAGUUACUUUCCUGCCCUGGUAGGAGCAUCUUCGUCAAAUAUGUGCGUCAGAAAUAAUUUCAAAUACCAAUACUGUUUUAAUAUCACUGCUGCUGUAUGGAAACCUUGUUCAUUUCAGUUCCGGUGUUUUUAAAUCUUUCAGUUAAAGUCCACCGGUGGUUAUUUCGUUUUGUAGUGGAUGGGAUGGUCCCGAUCAGGGCUGGUAUGUUCCUCCUAACUCUUUAAAACCACUGCGAACCAAACACUGUCUGCUCAUGGUUUAUAAGCUAUGUUCAGUACACAUUUGUUUACUUUGUCUCUGGUUUUCCUGCUGGUACUGGAACUAUUUUUCCUCUUUCUUUAAAUAAAAAAAAAACACCACUAUUGACAAUAAAAGAAAACACGUUGACAUUAUUGUUGACUGCAAAAAAGUGAUUUUAGUUGUACUUUAACCUUAAAAGUUUACACUCUCCUCUGAGGAGGCUGUAGAGCCCAAAAAUCACACUUAGAAUUUGUUUUACAUUUUCAGAAGUCAAAAUUUGCCAAGUUGAUUAUUCUGCUUCUCAAAAGUUUAAUAUUAAAGUUAUGAGAGUAUUAUUAUAUCUCGCUGUUCCUUUUUUUUUUUCUUCACCUUAUUCACUUCAAGAUUUUAAAUUCUGUCCUGACCUGUUGGUCUACUUCAUGUUUAUCAUAAAACGUGUCUCCAGAACUGUAACUUUAAAUUAUUUUAACACACUUUAUGCAUUUAAAUUAGGUGUGAAUGCCAGAUCAAUGCAAUCAUUUACAUGCAUGUUGGACACAACAAAGUCUAGAGUUAAAAGAGGUGUAUUUUGAAUGAGCAAAUCUUCCACGUGUAAAGUGACACGGUACGAUCCUCUGCUGUCAGAUUGUGAGUCUAACAGCGUAAUAAACUGACACGUUUUGUUGCUGUAGAUACACGCAGGACAAAAGAUGCAGGGUACAGCUAACUCGUUAACAGAUAACAUUACAAAGUAUUUCAUUUGAACCAUUUUACACAGCAGAAACAACAAGGUAUGUGAAAGUCAGCGUGGUAAACAUCAUGGCAGAUGGUACCCUGCCUGUCUGUGUGCGUCUGUGCUGUUCUGUUCACAUCGAACUCAGUCUGUCGGCUGACAUGAAAUGACGAAUAAAAUACCUUUUGGUUUAUCAUAUAUGUAUUUAUAGUCCGUGUUUGUUUGUUUUUCUCACUGGAAAUGAAUGUAAAACUUUGUUGUGGAAAAUGUUUCAGUUUGGGUGCAGAUCAGUGUUUGCUCCUGCUCUCUGAAAACAGCAUGUAGAUCAUAAGAUAAUACAAAUGUACAUUAAAGCAGGAAUAAGAACAUUCAGUUAGUCGCUGGCAGCUGGAUAGAAAGUGAAAUCGUUCCUGAUACUUCAGCAGAGGGAAACACUGAUGCAGACAUUUCUCAGUCUGAUACCAUUCAGUCAUUCAGCUAUUCAUCUUGUACACCAAAACCACACAGCAGUAUGCAGUAAUAUGGAGUGUAAUUUAUGAGGAUUGUAGAAGUGUUUCUUCAGGAAUGAAAAUUGUCAAUGUUGUUGUUGAUGAUGAUGAUGAUGAUGAUGAUGAUAAUGAUGAUGAUGGUAGCAAUGAACUGAGACAUUAUGCAACUUUGUUUUGUUGCACUAGGGACACUGGCCUGUUGCAGAGCUGAGGCCUGAUGGUCAGUGGUGUUGGGGAUUCAGCAGAGGGACGUCCGAUCCAGAGAAGUUAAGAAUGAUCUUGUUGGUUGGAAGACAUUUUUAUGUCAGGGCCGUUUCAGGAUCAAUUGUUAGUGAUUGAAGAUUUUUUUGGGGGGUUAACAAGACAGCAAAUGUGUGCUAGAGCUGAAACAAUUGGUCAAUUAAUCGAUUGGUUGAUCGACAGAAAAUUCAUCAGCAUCAGUUUUGAUAUUCGAUUCAUUGUUCAAGUCACUUUUUAAAACAAAACCUCAUCAAAUAUGUGGUUCCAGCUGUGAAGAUGUGUUGCUCUUUCCCCCUUUGUUUUAUAACAAUAUAAACUGAAUAUCUUUAUGGUCAGCAUGACAGUAGAAGAUGUCACAUUUAUACAGAAGCCCAUUUCCGCCAGUAAAAGAAAUUAAAUGAAAACUAAGCGCUUGGAUGAAAAAGAAAGAUCCUGUAAGUCAUUAUAAUGAGAAAGUUUCUCAAAAUAGUAGUAGUAAUUAGUAUCUCCAAAAAAGAAAUGACCAUGUAUCUUAAAAAUAAUGACUUAAUGCCACAAAAUAAUGACUUGGUAUCACAAAAGAAUUACUUAAUAUCACAAAAUAAUGAGAAAUGUUCUCAAAAUAGCUCAUUUUGAGGAAGUUUGUCAUUAUGUUGCAAUAUAAAGUCAUUAUUUUGAGAAAUGUUCUCAUUAUUUUGAGAAUGUUUCUCAUUAUAGUGACUUACAGGAUCUUUUUUUCCCAUCACAUUGGCGGAAAUGGCCUUCCAUACAUUGAGCUCCAGAAAAUUGUGAUACCAGCUUAUAAUAAUAAUAAUAAUAAUAAUAAUAAUAAUAAUAAUAAUAAUAAAAACAACUGUUCGGCAUAAUUCAUGCGUUAAUGUCGAACUUGAGAACUGGAAAUAACAGCUGUAAAAACAGCUGUUAUUUAGUUUAAAAUACCUGUUUACACAUUACAGCCACAGCCGGCUCUCAUCACACUCAUCAUUCGUCCGUCAAAAUCGAUCUAGUACACACACUGCCUGAAAUGUAUCGUCUACAAAAUAUUUUUGAAUAGGGCUCAGACUACAGUGAACACAAUCAACCUUAAGUAUAAUUUUUGUAUCCAGCAUUUGUUUAUAUGUUUCUGAAGACAAUCAGGGAAGACUCUUGAGCUCAAAUCCGGCCUCAGAACUUCAGUGUGUGACGUUAUGUGGAGUUAAUUCACUAACGGGGAAUGAGAGGCUGAUUAUGUGGACACAUGGAUCUUUUAUUGGAGGUUUAACAUCCAUAAAUGCACCGGUUUGCUUACAAAAUGAUCCUCUGCCACAUUAGGACGAUUCAAGGGUCAUCAGAUAGAGUAUUGUAUGACCUCCUCUUUCACUUGAAGGCACCCAAACAAACAUUUUUGCUGCCACAGUUUCUCUCCUCCCAGGACCCCAGAGCACCACUGUCUAUCUGCCCUCAGCCUGUCUGCCUCUCUGUACGCCUGCCUACAGCAACCUGAUGAUGUACAAAUGUAUGUGAUCAUAAUUAUUUUCUGUAAAAAACAGACGAGAAAAUAAGUUUAUCCAUGGUGACGCUGGGAAAAAUGCCCCUGGUCUUUGUUAUGUUGAACUUUUUGAGUCUGUGUGGAAGUGAGAUUGUUGAUAAGCCAGGUUUAUAACACCUCCUCCACACAAACACAACAGGACAAAGAGGUUGCAUGAAUGACAUAGUCUCUAUUAUGGUACUGCUGUGCAUGUCUUCAAGUCCCAUCCCUCCACUAUGCAAUCACUGUAACAUACCGGGGCAACACAAUCUACCAACAUGAGAAAAGGGUGAAUGAAUGAACCAAUAAUGUAUAAAAUGAUCAGAACCAACUGCGAAUCAUUUGCUCUGUACAGUCGUUUCUUUGAAUUGAUAAAUACAGAUUGUGAUAUUGAAAGAUAA
Messenger RNA from Perca fluviatilis (European perch), 14083 nucleotides. Its product is annotated as spectrin beta chain, non-erythrocytic 4-like. NCBI's taxonomy places the organism in Eukaryota, Metazoa, Chordata, Actinopteri, Perciformes, Percidae. The transcript has 42 exons. Gene Ontology annotation, molecular function: structural constituent of cytoskeleton; actin filament binding; phospholipid binding. Bases 1 to 8154 code for a protein of 2717 amino acids. The record is from RefSeq and is a predicted model, not a curated record. Gene Ontology annotation, biological process: actin cytoskeleton organization. Gene Ontology annotation, cellular component: plasma membrane; spectrin; cell junction.